This is a messenger RNA of Anopheles nili, 1488 nucleotides long. RefSeq lists its product as uncharacterized. Lineage: Eukaryota; Metazoa; Arthropoda; Insecta; Diptera; Culicidae. Bases 1 to 1488 code for a protein of 495 amino acids. The record is from RefSeq and is a predicted model, not a curated record. The transcript has 4 exons.
AUGCUAAAACACAUACAUACCGGGCCCGUGACGACGGGCCAAAAUCGCUCGAUACGGGGCUCGGCCGGUGGCGGUGGAGGAGGAGGAGGCCUCGGUCGUCCCAUUCCCCCGCUCAACGUGUCCACCGUCUCGGCCAGUUCGGCUGCCACGGUUGGGUCCACCAACACCGGUCCACCGCCCGUUGCCGCCAAACACAUGAACGGUGGUCCCCCGGGACGGUUGCUGACGUCCUCCUUCCUCACGACCCCGAACGGGGGUCUCACCGGGAAUGGCAACGCCAACAACACCAGCACCAACAGCAUCCUACACAACGCGUCCGCCAUCAGCGGGCUGACGACGGCCCUCGGCAACGGGGUGAUCGGUGGAGCUGGGGCCGGCGCAGGCGGCGGUCCGGGAACCGGUGGAUCCGGAGGCCCGCUGGGUGGCUUUAACCACAACAACUCGACGACGAACAACAACAUCCUUAGCAGUACGAUCAACAUGAACAAGGACCGGUUGGGAGCCCGCGAGGCGUUGACCAGCCUCGGUUUGCUGUGUUUGGUAUCGUUGCUGUUGGCGCUGCUUUCGUUGAUUUUCCUGCUGAAAAUAUCGCCGGGUGGUCGUGACCCACCACCACCCACCAUCGGACCCGCCGUGCUGGAGGACUACGCCAUCGUGUACGACGUGACGCUGGCCCUUUGCGCGUUGUCCUUAUCGCUGAACCUGUGCUGCCUGCUGGUGUGUGCCAUUCAGUUUCUGUUCGCCGUCAAGCUGGUCCGAGCACCUGCCACAACCGGAAGGGGCAACAAAUACCUGCAAAAGUCCAGCGUUAGUCGCGUGUGUGCUGUGGGAGGAUUUUUCAUUUCGAUACCGAUCUUUUUGACUGGCAUCAUCUUGUACACGUUCACGCAGUUCCAUUCGACACCGGCGAUCGUGACGAGCAUCCUGAUAGGCGUCGGGAUCGUGUUCUGCGGUGGCGCCAUGGUACACAACGUCUUCGUGUGGCAGCGCGAGAAAACGAUCAGCGUCCGGCAGACACCGCUCAAUCUGAAUCUCACCCUAUCACCGCAAAUCAGCACGAUAUCGGCCUCUGCAGCAGCUGCAGCAGCAGCCGCCGCCGCAGCUCAUCAGUACCAAAAUGGGCAUGCAUCGGGGGCGCAUCAUCACAUCAGCCUGAACCACGUGUACAGCAACCACAACCACACGCCGCUCACACACAACUCGCAGGCGAGCCAUACGACGCCCAUCACGCAGCUAACACCCGUGACGCCUCUGUCCGGGAACCAUUCGCACAUCAGCUUCAACCAUUCCUACGUGCCGCCACCGUACGCGGGAGUUCGCGCGGCCACGGCAACACCUCCGACGCCUAAGGUGAUCGGUUCGCUGCUGAACCGGGAUGCUUCCGGAUCCGUCAGUCCCGGUAUGCCUGGUAGCGGUGGUAACAACGCCCUCGACAUGAGCAACGUCACGAGCGCCAACUCACCACACGAACUGUCCACGUUGGUGUGA